GGGGCGCUGGGCAUCUCCUGGGUGAAAUAUUAUUGCCAGUACGAAAAAGAGGCAAAAACCUUACGGAUGACGCCCAUGGACCAGAAGCCUGGAGCUAAGCAAGGCACCUUAGACCUGACACUGAAAUCCUGUGUAAGGAGAAAGACAGACUCUAUAGACAAAAGGUUUUGCUUUGACAUUGAAACUAAUGAAAGGUCGGGGACCAUCACACUGCAGGCACUCUCAGAAGCCAACCGAAGGCUGUGGAUGGAAGCCAUGGAUGGGAAGGAGCCGAUCUACCACAGUCCCAUCACGAAACAGGAAGAGAUGGAGCUGAACGAGGUGGGCUUCAAGUUUGUCCGGAAGUGCAUCAACGCGGUGGAAACGAAAGGGAUUACCACGGAGGGCAUCUACCGGACUGUUGGCAGCAAUAUUCAGGUGCAGAAGUUGCUGAAUGCCUUUUUUGAUCCAAAAUGUCCGGGGGAUGUGGAUCUCCAAAGUGGUGACUGGGACAUCAAGACGAUUACCAGCUCGCUGAAGUUUUAUCUCAGGAACCUGUCUGAACCCGUCAUGACGUACAAGCUCCACAAAGAGUUGGUCCUGGCUGCCAAAUCUGAGAACCUGGAUUACAGACUGGGAGCCAUUCACGCGCUGGUCUAUAAACUACCUGAGAAGAACAGAGAGAUGUUACUGCUCCUCAUACAACACCUCGUCAACAUAUGUGAGCACAGCCGAGAGAAUCUGAUGUCACCCUCCAACAUGGGGGUGAUAUUUGGACCUACCCUCAUGCGCGCGCAGGAGGACACCGUGGCAGCGAUGAUGAACAUCAAGUUCCAAAACAUAGUAGUGGAGAUCCUCAUCGAGCACUUUGGGAAGAUCUACUCUGGCCCCCCAGAAGACACCACCGCCCCCCCAGUGCCUCCUCCCAGGGUGGCUGCCCGGCGGCACAAACCCAUCACCAUUUCCAAACGUCCUCUGAGGGAAAGACCCGUCUUCUUCGGUGCUUCUGUGGAAGAAAGUGGAGCAGACCGGCACGGCCAGACCCCCAAC
Messenger RNA from Antrostomus carolinensis (chuck-will's-widow), 1029 nucleotides. It is a transcript of the gene OPHN1, whose product is annotated as oligophrenin 1. The record is from RefSeq and is a predicted model, not a curated record. The transcript has 12 exons. Gene Ontology annotation, molecular function: GTPase activator activity. Gene Ontology annotation, biological process: synaptic vesicle endocytosis; actin cytoskeleton organization; regulation of endocytosis. The annotation marks the transcript as partial. NCBI's taxonomy places the organism in Eukaryota, Metazoa, Chordata, Aves, Caprimulgiformes, Caprimulgidae. Gene Ontology annotation, cellular component: dendritic spine; actin cytoskeleton; terminal bouton.